Effrenium voratum is the source of this 699-nucleotide messenger RNA. The record is from the annotation of a GenBank genome assembly. Lineage: Eukaryota; Dinophyceae; Suessiales; Symbiodiniaceae.
GCAGCUCGCCUGAAGCAUGCGUGGGCGUCAACUAUAACGCAGGAGUCCCAGCAAGUUACUGCAGGGUUGGAUCCGCUCAACGAGGACGAGCUGUUGCCUGCCACCCAGCUGACGGACAUCCGCGCGGCCUUCCACAAGCGCUACAAGAUGUCCUUUGUGCCUGAGCAAUUGCCCUCAGACUGUUUGCUAUCAAAGCUGCGCCGCGCCAUCCAGCGGCGCAACAUCGAGGUGCUCGAGGUGAUCGACCUGUGGUCCGUGCGCGCCAUCUACAACCAACGCAUGGGCAUGGCCAAGAAGCGCAAGAUUGCGUGGGUGGAACAGGCGGGGGACAAGGAGAUUGACGUCCGCGUUGAACGCUCGUGCCAGUCUUGGCUGGACCUUUUGCACACAUACUGCUUGGGACUGGCCAUGGCGGGAGAGCAGGAGACGUCGACGUCAUCUUCCCUUCGCUACGUGCAAGUCCCUUGGGAUGUGACCUUCAAGUACCACUGGAGGGCACGUGCUGUGGCUAGCAAGAUGGGGGAUGGUUGCCUAGCUCGCUUGAUCCUCCUCGACCAGCAAGAGAGAUCGGAAUGGGAGAGCUCCACUUCCAGCCUCGGGGAGGUCAUUGCGGAGGUCUACCAGCUGCGCGAUGUGCAUUGGCAGUCUGCCAUGAGCAACGGGAGCCCAAACAGCAUGCCGUGGUAUCGCCGAAACUGA